CGAUAAUAUAGUGACYGAAGACUUUGAUAUAUAAUUAUUAAAUGAGAUCUUUAUAUUGUUUUUUGGUUUGUUUUAUUGUUUUUUAAUUAAAUGUCUUCACCGACUGUAUGGCGUGUUUGUGGUCUUUGCAAUUGGUUUGCAGUAUUGUCGUCGUUGUCAUCAUCAUUGGUGAGCAUUGGUAGUAAUGGUUGUGCGUCGAGAGGAAGCGCACAAAGCGCUGGAACUGCUUGAAGAAUACCAAAUAUCACUGAAUUUACCCGAAGAUAAACAACUUCGGGAAGCCAUUGAUCGUGUGAUCCGUAUAUUUAAGUCACGAUUAUUUCAAGCAUUGCUUGAUAUUCAAGAGUUUUAUGAAAUAACACUUUUAGACAAUAAUAAGUCGAUACAACAGAAGACCUCCGAAACCAUUGAUAUUGCCUUAAAGUGGGAGAACUCACCGCUUAUAUCCAAUUCGGGAUCUUCUCUGCAAUCAAACAGUAGUCCACUCUUAACGGUCAACAGCUUUGAACGGUUGUCCACCCGUUCGUUAAGUGCUAAAAGUAGUGAAGCCUUAUAUCAAGUUGACGAAGAAGUCAAUAACAAACCCAAACACGUGUUUAUUACCGACUCUGAGGACAUUGAUUUGUCUGAAUCAUUGGAUGCAUUGUCUCGUAUGGACAGAUUGACACAAUCCUCUUCUCCCUUUCCUUUUGUCAAAACAAUGGCUGAUUCACCCAAUCGUCGCAAUAAUGAUAUUAUCCGAACAGUUCUUCAUAAUAAUAAUAAUAAUAACGACAAUAUCAAUGAAAAUCAUUUACACGAUGAAGAACUUCUUCUAGAGAGUCAUCAGUGGGAAUAUGAAGAGAUUACACUUGAAAGGGGUAACUCUGGUCUCGGAUUUUCAAUAGCCGGCGGCAAAGACAACCCUCAUAUCGGUGACGAUCCAAGCAUUUAUAUAACCAAAUUAAUUACCGGAGGCGCCGCUGCGUCAGACGGUCGCCUUCAAGCGGAUGACAUAAUACUGAAAGUAAACGAAUAUGAUUUGGUAGACGUUCCGCACUCGGCUGCCGUCGAAGCACUCAAACGGGCCGGAAAUCGGGUACAUCUCUUAGUUAAGAGAAAGAAACCAUCGAAUUAUCAAUUAUUAGAAAUUGAAUUAAUUAAAGGCAAUAAAGGAUUAGGUUUUAGUAUUGCCGGUGGUAUUGGCAAUCAACACAUCUCCGGUGAUAAUGGUAUUUAUGUGACCAAAAUCAUGGAGGGCGGGGCAGCACAUCUUGACAGACGACUCGAUGUCGGCGAUAAGUUAGUAGCCGUCGGCGAUACCAAUCUUGAAAACGUCACUCACGAAGAAGCCGUUGCAACACUCAAAGCCACUUCAGAUCGUGUUUUACUUACUGUCAUUAAAUACAGACCUCUGACGCCAAUACAACAGAAUCUGGUCUCUCAUUAUCCAAAUCGCAGUCAUUCAUCACUUUCGGGCACCGCUUCCAUUGGAAACAUAGCCUCUGAGCCAACAGCAGCCAUAUCUACCCGUUCAUUACAAACCCCACCUCUCAAUCAAAUGCAAACAGAUAUGUACUCUUCAGAUAUGUUUGCCUCAAAGUCCAGUGUCGAUACACCGAAGGCUUCAAGUGAAGAGGACAUGACUCGUGAGCCCCGAAAAAUUGUUUUAACAAAAGGAGGAACGGGUUUGGGAUUUAAUAUUGUUGGCGGUGAAGAUGGCGAAGGAAUAUUUAUAUCAUUUAUUCUUGCGGGUGGUCCGGCAGAUCUCAGCCAUGAGCUUAAGAGAGGAGAUCAGGUUAUGUCUGUUAAUGGCGUUGAUCUUCGCGGUGCUACACAUGAACUGGCGGCACAAGCUCUUAAAAAUGCCGGACAAACGGUCACUCUUGUGGUACAAUAUCGUCCCGAAGAAUAUAACAGAUUUGAAGCAAAAAUACAUGAUUUGCGCGAACAUAUGAUGAUGAAUACGACGGGAACAUUAAGGACCUCACAGAAGAAAUCACUUUAUGUGAGAGCACUCUUCGAUUACGACCCGUUACGAGACUCAGGACUACCCAGUCGUGGUCUACCCUUUAGAUUUGGAGAUAUAUUACACGUUAUAAAUGCUUCGGACGACGAGUGGUGGCAAUCGAGGAAAUUAUUGCCCGACGGCGAGGAAGAGACAGGUUUUGGUAUAAUUGCAUCAAAACGUCGGGUUGAGAGAAGAGAGAGGGCUCGACUCAAAUCUGUUAAAUUUCACGGAAAGAAUAAUUUUUCUGAUGGGAAGUCGUCAACACUCGAACGCAAGAAAAAGAACUUUUCAUUUUCACGAAAGUUUCCAUUUAUGAAAUCAAGGGAUAGUAAUGAAGACAUAUCUGACGGAGACCGAGACCUGUCGCCUACUAAAGAUGUGGCCAAUGCUUCGUCAACGAUAUCAGUACGCGAAGCUGUUGCCGCCAGUGGCGACUCGGAAGCGAGUUCUCUAAAAGGCGAUGAAGUGAUUUUGUCGUACGAAGCGGUUGUUCAGCAAGAGAUUGAUUACGCGCGACCUGUCAUUGUGUUGGGUCCUAUCAAAGACCGUAUUAAUGACGAUCUGAUCAGUGAAUAUCCCGAUAGAUUCGGGUCUUGUGUUCCGCACACCACUCGAUCCAGACGUGAGUUUGAAGUCGAUGGAAGAGACUAUCAUUUUGUGUGUUCGAGAGAACAAAUGGAAAAAGACAUACAAAAUCAUCUGUUUAUCGAAGCCGGACAAUACAAUGACAACCUUUACGGUACUUCUGUGGCAUCAGUUCGCGAAGUGGCCGAAAGUGGCAAACAUUGUAUAUUAGAUGUGAGUGGAAAUGCCAUAAAAAGACUACAAGUAGCGGGUCUUCACCCGAUCGCCAUAUUUAUAAAACCUAAAUCUGUUGAAUCGAUUAUUGAAAUGAAUAAAAGGAUGAGCGAAGAACAGGCCCGCAAACAAUAUGAACGGGCGCUCAAACUGGAACAGGAGUUCGCCGAAUACUUUACCGCAAUAGUGAUCGGAGACACACCCGAAGAGAUUUAUGCAAAGGUUAAGCUCGUUAUUCACGACCAGUCGGGUCCCACUAUUUGGGUGCCGGCAAAGGAUAAACUACAAUGACUUUAAUCAUAAUAUUAUCGCUUAAUUAGACUCAAAGGGAAAUAUUUUGAACAUUAACUCAUAUAUUAAUCAUAAUUAUU
Molecule: messenger RNA, 3159 nt
Organism: Oppia nitens
Lineage: Eukaryota; Metazoa; Arthropoda; Arachnida; Sarcoptiformes; Oppiidae
Gene: dlg1
Product: disks large homolog 4-like
Exons: 1
Coding region: 185-3079 (964 amino acids)
Biological process (GO): chemical synaptic transmission
Cellular component (GO): neuromuscular junction; postsynaptic density membrane; neuron projection
Molecular function (GO): kinase binding
Source: RefSeq, a predicted model, not a curated record